AUGGGUGGAAAACGUUUAUUUGGAUAUUUGGGACUCUGUGGUCUAGUCGCUCUCUACUUUUUUGGUAACUCACGAAAGUUGCGGGUUUACGGUGCUUCACAGUGGGAAGCAUCUGCUUCAACGCAAGAACAAGAUCGCGGUGACUCAUCGCAAUACAAAGAGAAUACCAGAGUGCUGAAUAGCGCAUCUGAAUACACAAACAAUUCAUCGGCGUCAGCAUCAGCAUCAGCAUCACCGUCAGCAUCACCGUCAGCAUCAGCAUCAGCAUCAUCAUCUCCUGCUGAAUCCAAAGACCUUUCCGAGAACAAAGAUUAUUCAUCUGAAUACGCCGCCGCGUCAUCAACGUCAUCCCAUCAUAAUGAUUCAACAGCGGAUCACAUAAACUUGUCACCAUCGUCGUCGUAUCAUGCUAGCACCCAAAAUCUGUCCGCGAACAAUAUAUAUUAUAUCAAUGGCACUCAUGCUGUUGUGAACCAUUGGUAUGGAUGGCAACCAGAACCACAUGCAAUGGAUUGUUCCUGGGUGGAAUGUAGUGCGAAGAAGCACGAGAAUUGCAAAUUUUGUCGCGAUUCCCAGGAGGAUUAUAUUGAGGGUGUACCAGGCGGAAACAUGUCCUCUCUUGAUCCUGGGGAGGGUUGGAUCCCUGAUGUCACCAUGUUGCGUCGAAUGUUUUUGGAUGGUCACGAUGCCAAUGGGAGGCCUUGGCCUCCUCCAUUACCAAGCGAACUAUGCCAUAUGGUGAAAAGUAGCGACACCACGAGGAAAUUAUUGGAUGAGGCACAGAUAGUUGGAGCGCCAAUUUCGAGAACGCCAGAAACAACGGACAACAAAAUUUUCUGUUUUGUAUAUACCGUGGAGGGGAAGCAUGCCAACUCGAUUCGAGCACAGCGGGAAACAUGGGCGCCAGGCUGUGAUGGUUACCUUGCCUUCUCGACAAAGUCUGAUCCUCGCAUACCUGCCAUUAGUAUUCCGCAUUUGGGGAGAGAAAAGUACGGCAACAUGUGGCAAAAAAUUCGGAGUAUUUUUCAAUUUGUUGGGAAACACUAUCUAUCGGAAUUCGAUUGGUUCUACAUGGGUGGCGAUGACCUUGUGGUCUACCCACAAAACUUGAAAAACUAUCUUGGAACCAUGAAUUCUAGCGAAACUCACUAUCUCGGGAGACGCUUCAAAGGAAAGGAGCUGGGCCAAGAGGUGGGCUUCAAUACUGGAGGGGGUGGCUAUGUCCUCUCGCGACCGACCCUCCAGUGCUUACUCGACCACUUGGAGGACGAUGUUUGCAAACCAAGUUUGAGGACAGCCGGGGAGGAUGUCAUGACAGGAAUUUGCUUGGAAUAUGCCUGCAAUAUCACUUUCGAGGACACACGAGACAAUCAAAUGCGGGAGCGAUUUCAUCAUUGGAUGCCGGAUUUUGAGUAUUCCUACAAAGGGUAUAAGAAAAAGUUCUGGUAUUAUGAUUUCAUAAAGCACUGGGGUGAAAUUUUGAUAGGGAAUAAAAGUUGCUCAUCCGAAACUGUCAACUUUCAUUAUAUCAAGAAUCCAGCCAUGGCUCGUUACCUUUUUCACUAUGUCCAAAAUAUUCAGAGCUGUAAUCGAAGCAUAUCAUCCACAUUAUAA
This is a messenger RNA of Cylindrotheca closterium, 1614 nucleotides long. NCBI's taxonomy places the organism in Eukaryota, Bacillariophyta, Bacillariophyceae, Bacillariales, Bacillariaceae. The record is from the annotation of a GenBank genome assembly.